This is a messenger RNA of Aspergillus puulaauensis, 966 nucleotides long. RefSeq names its product cytochrome b5 reductase family protein (gene MCR1). Gene Ontology annotation, biological process: ergosterol biosynthetic process. NCBI's taxonomy places the organism in Eukaryota, Fungi, Ascomycota, Eurotiomycetes, Eurotiales, Aspergillaceae. The record is from RefSeq and is a predicted model, not a curated record. The transcript is spliced from 4 exons. Gene Ontology annotation, molecular function: cytochrome-b5 reductase activity, acting on NAD(P)H. Bases 1 to 966 code for a protein of 321 amino acids.
AUGUUUUCUCGCUAUGCUUUCCGCUGCGCUCAACCCUUGAGACAGAGCGCCCGCCAAUACUCUGCCGAAGCACCCAAGAGCAAGUCCCUUGCUCCUGUUUACCUGACUGUUGGUUUGGCAGGUCUUGGUGCUGGACUGUACCGCUACCAGUCCAGCGCUGCCACUGCAGAGGCUCCUAAGGAGCGAACCAAGGUUUUCACAGGCGGCGACCAAGGAUGGGUUGGCCUCAAGCUGUCUGACGUUGAAGUUCUGAGCCACAACACCAAGAGACUACGUUUCGAAUUCGAGGACAAGGAAUCUGUCUCCGGUCUUCAAGUCGCCUCUGCUCUCUUGACCAAGUUUACCCCUGCUGGUGAGAAGCCAGUUAUUCGCCCUUACACACCCACUAGCGAUGAUGACCAGCCCGGCUACCUGGAGCUUGUUGUCAAGCAAUACCCCAACGGCCCGAUGUCUGAACACAUCCACAGCUUGAACGUCGACCAGCGCCUGGAAUUCAAGGGACCUCUUCCCAAGUACCCUUGGGAAACUAACAAGCACAACCACAUCUGCUUGGUCGCUGGUGGAACCGGAAUUACCCCCAUGUACCAGCUGGCUCGUGAGAUCUUCAAGAACCCCGAUGACAAGACCAAGGUCACCCUGGUCUUUGGAAACGUCAAGGAGGAGGACAUUCUUCUGAAGAAGGAGUUCCAGGACUUGGAGAACACCUACCCCCAGCGACUCCGCGCCUUCUAUGUCCUUGACAACCCCCCUGAGGGCUGGACUGGCGGCAAGGGCUACAUCAACAAGGAGCUUCUGAAGACCGUUCUUCCCGAGCCCAAGGAGGACAACAUCAAGAUCUUCGUUUGUGGCCCCCCUGGAAUGUACAAGGCCAUUAGCGGCGCCAAGGUCAGCCCCAAGGACCAGGGCGAACUCUCGGGUAUCCUGCAGGAGCUGGGAUACAGCAAGGACCAGGUCUACAAGUUCUAA